GCUUCAAGCUUUAGAGAGAGAAAUACAGAGAGUGUCUGCGUCAGCCAACACAGAGCUUCUAGCUUUAGAGAGAGAGAGAGAGAGAGAGAGAGAAUCUAAUCAAUACCGGAGAAACUUUAACGGCAAAGACCAACUCUUUCUUUCUUCUCCGGCCAAGAUGAUAGCUUACCUGGAAUGUUUCGUUCAAGAAAACGACACCGAGUCAAGGCCCUACGACGUCGUCUCCGGCCUAAGCGACGCCCUCGACCUCCAAGGCACCAUCGACUGCGGCGACGCCGCCGAGCAAUCCGCCAAAGAUUUCGGCGGAAUGAACUCCCUCCCUCCUCUCGCCUUGGUCCGCCCCGCCGGCUCCGGCGACGUGGCCAGCGUGGUGAGAGCGGCGGCGAAUCUAAAUCUUACUGCGGCAGCGCGGGGGAACGGCCACUCCAUCAACGGCCAGGCCAUGGCCGAUCGAGGCCUCGUCCUGGACAUGCCGGCCAUGGAGGACCAUUUCCGGGUGGUGAGGACGAGCAAUGACUCCGGCUACGCUGACGUGUCAGGAGGGGCAUUAUGGGAAGAUGUGCUUAAACGGUGCGUUAGGGACUACGGGAUGGCGCCGCGAUCGUGGACAGACUACCUCAGCUUAACCGUGGGCGGAACUUUAUCCAACGCUGGCGUCAGCGGUCAGGCUUUCCGUUACGGCCCGCAGACCUCGAACGUAACGGAGAUGGAGGUCGUUACGGGGAAGGGCGAGACUUUCGUUUGCUCGGAAGCGGAAAACACGGAGCUCUUCUUUUCCGUUCUUGGCGGGCUGGGUCAGUUCGGUAUCAUCACCAGAGCUAGAGUCCUUCUCCAGCAAGCCCCGGACAUGGUGAGGUGGAUAAGGCUGGUGUACACCGAGUUCGACGCCUUCACUCGCGACGCCGAGUCGCUCGUCACUCGCCGCCGCGACGACGGCGAUGACUCGUUGGAUUACGUGGAAGGCUUUGCGUUUAUGAACAGCGACAACCCGGCGGAUGGGCUACCCUCGGUGCCUCUUCACCCGGAUCAAGUAUUCGAGCCGACCCGACUUCCUGAAGAAGCUGGAUCAGUCCUCUACUGCCUCGAACUCGCUCGUCACUACCGCAAUUCUGACCACCCUUCAAUUGUUGAUAUGGGCGUGGAGAGGAUGUUGGGAGGCCUAGAAUUCGUGGAGGGAUUGGAGUUCCAAGUGGACCUGGGAUACGAAGAGUUUUUAUUGCGAGUGAAGCAGGCGGAGGAGCACGCCAGGGCCAGCGGCAUUUGGAAUGCUCCUCACCCUUGGCUAAAUCUUUUUGUGUCGAAAUCGGAUAUCGCUGAAUUCGACCGUGUGGUCUUCAAAAACAUCCUCAAGGACGGCAUUGGUGGCCCGAUGCUCGUCUACCCUCUGCUACGUAGCAAGUGGGAUGAUCGUACGUCUGUGGUGUUACCGGAAAGCGAGAUCUUCUACAUAGUGGCGUUUCUGCGGUUCACUCUGGCAUACCCGAAAGGCCCCUCGUGUGAAAGCCUGGUUGCUCAAAACCAGGAGAUUGUCCAGUACUGCACAAAGAAGGGCUUCGACUUCAAGCUGUAUCUGCCACAUUAUCGAUCGCAGGAGGAAUGGAAGCGGCAUUUCGGGAACCGGUGGAGCAGAUUUGUCGAGCGGAAGACUUGCUUUGAUCCGAUGGCUAUCCUCGCUCCGGGACAGAAAAUUUUCCCGAGAAAUAUCCCUAAAUCCUAGCUGCUCUAUAGCAAAUAUUUGUUGUCAUUUCUGGUUUCUCCAGUGUAAUUUUUCCUCCCUUUUUUGUAUUGUUAUGGUGGGCCAGUACCAUUGUUGUUAUCAAUCGAACAAUUCAACAAAAAAGCUAGCUGUUGGAAGCAAAUUUAUGUAAAGGAAUUAGUUUCAGCAAAAAGAUGUCGAUCCUAUUCUUU
Messenger RNA from Argentina anserina (silverweed cinquefoil), 1908 nucleotides. Its product is annotated as cytokinin dehydrogenase 7. The transcript is spliced from 4 exons. The coding region runs from base 158 to 1717 and encodes 519 amino acids. Gene Ontology annotation, biological process: cytokinin metabolic process. NCBI's taxonomy places the organism in Eukaryota, Viridiplantae, Streptophyta, Magnoliopsida, Rosales, Rosaceae. Gene Ontology annotation, molecular function: cytokinin dehydrogenase activity; FAD binding. The record is from RefSeq and is a predicted model, not a curated record.